GAUGCUGAGCUUUUUCCGUCGAACCCUUGGACGGCGGUCUAUGCGUAAGCAUGCGGAGAAAGAACGGCUAAGAGAGGCCCAAAGAGCUGCAACCCACAUCCCUGCAGCUGGGGAUGCAAAAUCCAUCAUUACUUGCCGAGUGGCGCUGCUGGAUGGAACAGAUGUCAGCGUGGACUUACCGAAAAAAGCCAAAGGCCAGCUCCUGUUUGAACAGAUCAUGUAUCAUCUGGACCUUAUAGAAAGCGACUACUUUGGAUUAAGGUUCAUGGAUUCUGCACAAAUAGCUCAUUGGUUGGACAACACAAAAAGCAUUAAAAAGCAAGUUAAAAUUGGCCCACCGUAUUGUCUGCAUUUUCGUGUAAAGUUUUACUCAUCAGAGCCCAACAAUCUACGUGAAGAGCUAACAAGGUAUUUAUUUGUUCUGCAGCUGAAACUGGAUAUUCUUAGUGGAAAAUUGGAAUGUCCUUUUGACACAGCCGUCCAGUUGGCAGCUUAUAACAUGCAAGCUGAACUUGGAGACUAUGAUCCUGCUGAACAUGUCCCUGAACUGGUGUCCGAGUUCAGGUUUGUUCCCACUCAGACUGAAGAGAUGGAACUAGCCAUUUUUGAGAAGUGGAAGGAAUGCAGGGGCCAAACACCAGCACAGGCUGAAACUAACUACUUAAACAAAGCUAAGUGGCUGGAAAUGUAUGGUGUAGACAUGCACAUAGUCAAGGCAAGAGAUGGCAAUGAUUACAGCCUGGGACUAACACCCACAGGAGUUCUUGUCUUUGAAGGAGACACAAAGAUUGGUUUGUUUUUCUGGCCAAAGAUAACAAGGCUUGACUUCAAGAAGAACAAACUCACUCUGGUUGUUGUUGAAGAUGAUGAACAGGGAAAGGAGCAGGAGCACACUUUUGUCUUUAGACUGGAUCAUCCCAAAGCCUGCAAACACUUGUGGAAAUGUGCGGUAGAACAUCACGCCUUCUUCCGGCUCCGAGGUCCUGUCCAAAAAAGCUCAAGUCGAUCAGGCUUCAUUCGGUUAGGAUCCCGGUUCCGAUACAGUGGGAAAACAGAAUAUCAAACCACCAAGACCAACAAAGCCAGAAGAUCAGCAUCCUUUGAAAGAAGGCCCAGCAAGAGAUAUUCAAGACGAACACUGCAAAUGAAAGCACAUGCUGCUAAACUUGAAGAAACAAGUACUGCAAACAAUGCUGUUAUCAACCAAACUAACGGAUCACAAAGCUGGAAUGCAAAGCCAAACCUACCUGUCCUAACAGCAGUUCCUUCUGCCCCAGUCUUAGUGGAAAUAGAAGACCUCCCAAGGAGCCCAGGAGCCAGCCAGCAAGACAAGAAGUGUGUACCUCUUGUUGAUUUGCUAGACAGCACGGAGUUGCCAGAAACUUGUGUUGAUGAUGCCGUAGGCCGUCCAGUUGUUGGCUUGGCAACAGGAGAUUCAGAAGAGGCUGUUAGUUGCCCUUAUCCUGGCACAAAGGAAACAGCUGCUGAAAAAGCAGACUCUGAUCCAUUUGAAGACACGUUCCUAAAACUGAAACAGUUGGAGACAGAGCACAGCAGCCCCGUGCCAGCCGAGCGUCCCAACGUAAACAUAAACAUACAGGAUGAAGUGGUAAAGUUGACAGAUAAAUGUCUUAACAAUGCAAUUGAGAGCCCAAUCGCAGCAGCAACGUGGCUUCCAGCAGAUCUCAAAAGCAAUAUCCUGAAGGCCCAGGCAGAAGCAGGGCACAAGGUCAUAAGAGAAGACAGCCUGACAGGUGUCAAGAAUUCCAAUAUUCAGGAUGCUGCUGCCAGGAACAUUCUCCCGUCAGGCAAAACACCGAGUAGUCCCCCAGCAACCAGUCCAGUAUUUCAAGACCCAAGAGAGCUGCUGAAAGCAACCCCUGCCUCAAACACCUUUGUUCCUAAUGCGUUAAAUGAGGACAACACUGCCUCUAACCAUGAGGACCUGCUGAUUCCAGCUAGUCUGGCUCCAGCUGAGGAGGCUGCUGUUUCAAAGAGCACUCCAGAUGACCAGGACGUUUCCUUAACAUCACUGACAGAGAAUCUAAUUGACUUUACAGAAGCCACACCUCGGGUGUCUUCCCAGCCCACGAUAACACCAAGGUGGAUAGUGCCAACUGGACUGAUUUCCAAUGGGCCUUUGGGAAAUGAUGUUGCCUUAGCUAUGAAGGCAGUGAAAGGCAGCACGGAGACUCUGUUGUCGUCAGCUGGAUUGCCACCAUCCCAGCAGACAUCCGAAGUCCUUGCAAGCCCAGUUACUGAGGAUGCUACAAUAAGAACGAAAUGUUUACUCACCACUGAACUCUAGAAGAAGGAGUUUCUGCACUUCCCACCUUGUAAAAACUCAAAUCUUCGAACAUAUCUCCAAGGGAUCCUUCCAAAAGACUUGCUUGGGAUCGAACUCUUGCUGAACAGAAGUCAAACAGCCAGCUGGUUUGCUAGGAUCCAGGAAGAGACUUCUACAUCUUUUGCAAUCUAACUGGAAUUACAGUCUAAACCAGGAUAUAAAACCACAUUCACAUUUGAUCUUCUCCCUCAGGAGAAGUGAAAUACCACACUGGAGCUAGUUCUGAAAGCGAGGAACAGAAUCUAGUUGUGUUCCACUCACGCCAGGUUUAGUCUUUCUUACCCUGUGCUGCCUCUCGAGUGUUAAUGGAAAGCGUUCACUGUGAUGUUAGCUAUGUAGGGUGUGAGCACGGUAUCCCUGACCUCUGUAGAUUAAUAUUGGAAAGAUUAGGAGAACUUGUAGGGCCACCUUGUGGCCAUACUAUGUAUGGUGGCUCACAGUAGCGAUGACUGUUUCAUAUGGCCAAGGACAUUUUCUUCUGUGUGAUUAUUCCCCGUUUUUCCUUUGUUUUACCAACACAUACUCUCCUUUUUGGCCUUAAACCCCUUAAUAAUCCUUGCACCUCUUGUUACAGUACCUGGAAAGAAUGAAAAUCUAGUCCAUCAGUGACCAACUAUGUUGACUGGAUUUGAGCUGCUCGUUGCAACCAGGAAAAGGAAGAUGAACCUGCCAAACAGCUUGUAGCACUAGCAGACUACAGCAGAGGUCCCACAUUUUGACACUGAUUAUUUUGUUUCCUAUGUGACUCAAAUACAUGCAUUUUAGGCUAGAGAUAUGUAUGUUUUAAAUGCUGAAGCAGUGAAGGCAUAAGUACAGCUUACUUCAGGAACUGCUUAUUAGUUAGUUUUAUUGUCAUACAGGACUAGGAAGAAAAAGAAUUUUCUUGUUUCUGUUCAUGCUAUUUCUGGGUGUUGUUUCCAGAUGCCGUGCUUUGGGAAUACUUACCAGGUAUGUUAGCAGCAUGAGGGUAGAACUAGAUCAGUUCUUAACACCACCUCGAAUCCUGUUCCAAGUGUCAUCUAAUAGUUGUAUGUGGACCAAGAAUAGAAAGAAUAAGGUGAAAACAGGAAAAAAAGAUGAAAAGUUCCUGUAAGCAGUUCACCACUUUGUAGAAAGAAGGUAGGAGCACUUGCAAGAGCACGCUCCGCAGAGCUGGUGAAGGCCUUUUGGUGCUCAGGUGAAGUACAGGAUACGGUAUGUAAGAGAUCAUUUGAGUCCUGGGCAGCAGGAGCCUUGUGGACAUGUAGAGGUGAGCACAUGGACCCUGCGGAUACAGCCUGUGAAAAAGGUCAGUGCAGAGUCAGAGGGAGGAGAAAUACAGAAGCCC
Aptenodytes forsteri (emperor penguin) is the source of this 3674-nucleotide messenger RNA. It is a transcript of the gene EPB41L5, whose product is annotated as erythrocyte membrane protein band 4.1 like 5. Gene Ontology annotation, molecular function: cytoskeletal protein binding. The record is from RefSeq and is a predicted model, not a curated record. The transcript is spliced from 26 exons. Bases 2 to 2308 code for a protein of 768 amino acids. Gene Ontology annotation, cellular component: cytoskeleton. NCBI's taxonomy places the organism in Eukaryota, Metazoa, Chordata, Aves, Sphenisciformes, Spheniscidae.